AUGUUGUAUCAUUUUUUUUGUUUAGCAGUAACUGCCAGCAAUGCUGAGUGCCGUUAUCAAGAUAGCGGUGGUUUGUUUGGAGAGCUCUCUGGUGAUGCCAUGACAUCUCAAGGGAGCUAG
This is a messenger RNA of Trypanosoma brucei brucei TREU927, 120 nucleotides long. RefSeq lists its product as hypothetical. The transcript has a single exon. The coding region runs from base 1 to 120 and encodes 39 amino acids. NCBI's taxonomy places the organism in Eukaryota, Euglenozoa, Kinetoplastea, Trypanosomatida, Trypanosomatidae. The record is from RefSeq and is a predicted model, not a curated record.